Paecilomyces variotii is the source of this 1889-nucleotide messenger RNA. RefSeq lists its product as hypothetical. Gene Ontology annotation, molecular function: monoatomic cation transmembrane transporter activity. The record is from RefSeq and is a predicted model, not a curated record. The transcript has 4 exons. NCBI's taxonomy places the organism in Eukaryota, Fungi, Ascomycota, Eurotiomycetes, Eurotiales, Thermoascaceae. Gene Ontology annotation, cellular component: membrane. Bases 94 to 1455 code for a protein of 453 amino acids. Gene Ontology annotation, biological process: monoatomic cation transport; transmembrane transport.
AUAGGAACUUGCUGAGUCACUGUGACAUAUAAAUGAAACGCAUAAGCCUUGAAAAGAAGCUUGACAGUUUUUGUACUGGAAUUUCUCACCAAAAUGGUCGCGCGACAGUGGAGUAUGCUAGGGACGAGCCCUGGAACGACCGAUGGCCAGGAUGCAAGACGGAGUAGCACCACGAAUCCGAUGAGACGGGAAUACUUUGGAAACUCGUCACAUCUCAGAGAUGAUACAGCGGCCACUGAAGCAGAGAAAAGACGCACAGAACUCAAGAAUAAGAUUCUUGCGGGAGUACAGAACUUCAAUGUCGAGCACUAUCGGAAGAGUGACGAGGAGCUCAAAUCAAUUAAAAACAAACGCGUUCGGGAAUUCUAUGAAGCACAAAAUCAAAAACUGAAUGAUUGGGCUGAAGUUGAUAGCCUUGUCUGGGAUUUAGUAGACGAUGUGGUCGAUAGCAUGGAUCCAGAUGCCAAUCGCGACGGAAUUGUGGAUAGAAACACGCCACUUGUUCACACUGGCUACGAUCUAGAGGCUUUCUUGCCCUGGAAAGAGCGCGAAAAGCGCAUCAGAGACAAUCGCACAGCCCAGAGAGCACUGAAUAUAAAUGUACUGGCAAAUGUCCUGUUGCUGGUAGCAAAGGUGGUCGCCGUGACAUCGACACACUCGCUGUCCUUGAUUGCUUCGCUUCUAGACUCGGCAUUGGAUCUUCUAUGUACACUGAUUAUUUGGUCAACAAGCAAGCUAGCUAGUUGGCAGACUGCAUCGGUGAAACUGGCAUUUCCCGCGGGCCGCCAACGUCUACGCCCUCUCGGUAUAUUGAUCUUUUCGAUCCUUAUGGUGGUCUCCUUUGUGCAGAUCCUGCGGGAGUCUGCUGCAAAAUUACUCCCUUCUGGUGAUCACCAUACUCUCACUUUGCCACCUGUUGCUAUCGGCGCGAUGGCAGGAAAUAUUGUCGUUAAAGGACUCGUUGGGUUGUAUUACUUUAGAGUCAAGAACUCACAGGUCCAAGCUCUAGUUCAAGAUUGCAAGACGGAUGUUUAUUUCAACCUAUCAUCGUUGUUAUUCCCUUUUAUCGGCCACAAGCUCGAUAUCUGGUAUCUCGAUCCUCUUGGGGCCGCACUGCUAUCGCUGUAUGUCAUUUAUGAUUGGGCCCACACGUCAGUCACAACAAUCAACAGACUGACUGGUGCCGCGGUAUCUACCCAAACUGCAAAGAAACUGAUAUACCUGGCGUGGCGUUUCUCUCCUGUUGUCGAUUCGUAUAAAUCGAUGACAGCCUAUUAUCUUGGUGAUGGUAUCAUUGUCGAGGUUGAGAUCACACUAGAUGAAAGGACACCUCUGCCUCUAGCCCAUGAUAUUGCCCAGACCAUACAAUACUGUUUUGAAGGGCUAGCGGAGGUUGAUAGAAGUUUCGUGACAGUAGACUAUAGCUCACUUGGACUGCCAUACCAUGCUAGAUAAUUUGGACGACAAACUACCUCGGUUGAACUUCAUUGAUCGAGUGAUGGCUCUGCAAGAGGAAUGAAGACUGCGUUGGCGAACUUUUCGAAUACGACAUUCUUCAGUCUGUAAUAGCGAAUAUUUCAUUCGUCUUGCAGAUGCCAUGUCAUCAUAAUCCGGAAAUUUCUAAAUAGUAUAUUAUAUACAUCUAUCGAUGAGGUGGCCGCAGAACUAGCCGUACAAAAGUUGUCUCUAUUACAUCGCUCCCCGGGUAUGUACUAAUAACACAUAAGAAAUCUCACGUUGUAUGAAACGCACUUUAGCCAUAGUCUGAAAUGAUAAGCAGAGCCGAUAUUCCAUACUAACACCUGUAAGUGCGGUAUGAUCACUUCUCAACAUGGAGCACCAGUUCUAUUCCAGGGAGGGAUUUUAAUUCGUCGACCUCGCUCUGACUG